Opisthorchis viverrini is the source of this 1299-nucleotide messenger RNA. RefSeq lists its product as hypothetical. The annotation marks the transcript as partial. NCBI's taxonomy places the organism in Eukaryota, Metazoa, Platyhelminthes, Trematoda, Opisthorchiida, Opisthorchiidae. The transcript has 5 exons. The record is from RefSeq and is a predicted model, not a curated record. Gene Ontology annotation, molecular function: protein binding.
GGGGCGAGAUGGUCCAAGUGGUUAGAGCGCGGAUUUACUGACCGAAAGGUCCGUGGUUCGAAUCCGACCUCCGCCACUCGACUUCCCCUGUCUAGACUUGGGCAACCUGGCAUUAUCCCAGCCCUCGUGCUUCCUUCGGGUGGCAUGGCAGCUAGGCACCGGAAGGGUGCUACAGUUGAACACUUUCUUUCUUUCUUUUUCACAAGAAGCUUCCCUGUUCAACUCCUUUUGGACAAGCUUUUAGUGGCUUGCCCAAAUUCUCAGUUCUGCAAUGUUGUCCUUGAACGUUCCGGCCUGGAAGAACAUUUGCGUGAGCGCUGCCCAGGAUCACCGGGUUGUUGUCGCAGCUUUGAUGAUUCUUCUUUGACGCGUCACCGGCACACUUCCACCAAGGAGCGUUUUCCUCCCAUAUCUGCACACAUUUCGGGGGCAGUUGGAUCGGCCUCUUCAACGGUAUCGAGGAAGGCCAUUGGUUCCACACAGUCUCCAUUGACUGGUUCUCGACGCACUGCCGGAUUCACACCGCGUCUGCUCGCCGGCAGCCAUACGAGUCCGUUCCAGCCUGUUCAUGUCCUUCAAUCAUGUGAUCGCGUGAGACCGGACGUAAAACUGCCACUAUCUGAUAUUGAUGAAACCUAUGACGCACCUGUGGUCAAAGAAGGAGUACCUGUUUCUGUCGUUAUCCGCCGAUCACCCGGAUGUGCUGAUUUGGGAUUUACGUUUGUCGGUGGCGUGGACACACCACUAUCAUGUGUUCUGAUUCAAGAAAUCUACCUGGACGGAGCGGUUGCACUUGAUGGGCGACUCCGACCGGGAGACCAAAUUCUUGAGCUGGGAAUAAUUUUACCAGUCCUCUUUUCAUCCUGUUUUCUUCGUCUUAACACAUCUCUGUGUCGUUUAUGUUACUUCCCGGAACGCCUCGAUUCGAGAUCCACUUCUUUGAAUUUGUGCACCAGGCCGAGUAUGUAUUCGGACAUCCUUGCUUCACACCAUGAACAUAAAAACGACGUGAAAGUGGUUUUUCUAGCGCCAUUUUUGGGCAUUAUUAGAGCCCGUUUGAUUAAGGGGGCUAAGGUGACUCAGUGGUUAGAGCGCAAAUUUACUGAACGGAAGGUCUGUUGUUCGAACCCGGCCUCUACAUCUCGACUUCCCCUGUCUAAGCUUGGGCGACCUAAUAGUAUCCCACCCGUCGCGCUUCCUUCGGGUAGCAUGGCAGCUAGGUACCAAAAGGGUGUUACAGCUGAACGCUUUUUUUGUUUGAUUGAGUUGGUAUUGAUUGUUACGCCUGGUUUUUUUUGU